This is a messenger RNA of Oryctolagus cuniculus (rabbit), 604 nucleotides long. RefSeq names its product MKKS centrosomal shuttling protein. The record is from RefSeq and is a predicted model, not a curated record. NCBI's taxonomy places the organism in Eukaryota, Metazoa, Chordata, Mammalia, Lagomorpha, Leporidae.
GGCGGCUUUCCGGAGCCCAAAACAAACAUGGCGGCAGAGGUUGUCCGUGCGGAGGCUGGGCACGCAAUCGAUGUGAUUGGCUGGUAACGAAUCACGGUUCCCGGCCAGAGCCGAAACGAUCGAGAGAAAAUUUAAACGUGGUUUCUGCGGUGCACUGAUGCUGAAAGACUAUGAACUUGCAGAAAUUCUGGAGAGACUACAAAGUUCUGGUGGUUAUGGUACCUCUAGUUGGGCUCAUCCAUUUGGGGUGGCACAGAAUCAAAAGUAGCCCCAUUUUCCAAGUACCUAACAAGGACAACAUUCCUGAGCCAGACAGUCUGGCCCUUGCGAGUCUGCCGAAGGGCCCACCCCAAGGGAAAUAGCAAACUUGCCAUCUUCAGAAGGUAGCAGCUUUGAAUCUGAGCUUGAUAUUGAAAGAAGAGAUGAGAAACACCAGCUGGAUUCGAAAGAACUGGCUUCUUGUAGCCGGUGUGUCCUUCGUAGGCGUCCAUCUUGGAACGUACUUUAUUCAGAGGGCUGCAAAACAGUCUGUAAAGUCUCAGUCUGGAAGCAAACAGAAGAGCACUGAAGAAUGACGUAAAAUAAAUAUGUGGAAUCACCAACA